Molecule: messenger RNA, 3826 nt
Organism: Coregonus sp. 'balchen'
Lineage: Eukaryota; Metazoa; Chordata; Actinopteri; Salmoniformes; Salmonidae
Source: the annotation of a GenBank genome assembly
AUGGAUGGACGCUUCUCCCUCUCUGUCACGGAUGCCAUGGUUGCCCUUAGUUUGAAGAUGUAAUCCGGAGACAGGUGUUUUAUACAACAGCCUUCUGUGUGUUCUAUUUUCGACUCCGUCUGCAUAUUUGCCAGAAUGUUCUCCAUCUCCUUAGCUAUCAUACUCUAAUUCCACUGAUUUCAAAACUCGGUCCUCCAGAAAGUGGAGAGCAACACUUAUGUAGUUCUACUAUGUGAUAUCUUUCAAAAAAGCCAAGUUAGAAAGGAUUACCUACACAUACUGAGCAGCUCAUGUUAUAGACAGAAGCAUGCUACAUGGCAGACCAAUCCGAACUCAUCUCUCGGCAUGUCCAGCCCAUCCAUUAUCUCAGCCAAUCAUGGCUAGCGGGAAGGUUGCUGUCUUUUUCAAAUCAAAACCAAAUCAAAUUUAUUGGUCACAUACACAUGGUUAGCAGAUGUUAUUGCGAGUGUAGCGAAAUGCUUGUGCUUCUAGGUCCGACAGUGCAGCAAUAUCUAGUAUUUUGUUAAUGUAAGAAGUAAUACAUAAAAAAACAAAAUACUGCAAAGUUUCCUAAGGACUAGAAGCGAGGCAGCCCUCUCUGUCGGUGCCAUCUAUCUAUUUAUGUGGCUAAACCAACUAGGUUCGUGAUUUAACCAUUUUAUUCGUAUUUACAGAUCGCAUACAAGUUUGUUAUUAAGGCACAUGAAAGUUCACAUGUUCCAGAAGGCAUUUCUGCCAAAAAACGCAUUGAUUAAAAUAAAAUAGAAAUUACAUUCAAAUGGCUCUCCUAUGAAGUAGUGACGUGACGUGCGACAUACGCCUAGUUUCCUGAAACGAGUCACAUAUGGUCAAGUGCCACAAAGAAGAACAUUUGGGCCAGCUGUGCACAGCUGUGUACACAGAGGGCUAAUAUCAAUAACAUGUCAAUCUAUCCUGCCUCAAAAGUAGAGGAGAGAUUGACUGCAUCAUUACUUGUCUGUGAGAGGUAUUGGUGUGUUGAAAGCACCAAACUGUCUGUUCAAACAGCUAACACCCAUACAUACCCCACAAGACAUGCCACCAGGGUUCUCUUCACAGUCCAAGUCCAGAACAGACAUCAAGUAACUCAAGCGAGCAGUAAAAUCAGAUUUAAAAAAAAAAACAUAACUCAAGGCACAACGUGGACGGUGAAGAGACACCAACACACACACUAACGCAAGCACUCUAGACACACAUUGUAAUGUUGUGGUAUUGUGGAUUUUAUAUUGUACAGUUGUAAUAGAGUAGUAAUGUAUUUGUAUGAUGUAAUGUUUAAUUUACAGUGUAGGCUGUUAUGUUGUGCUGUAACUGUUUUAACCAUGUUUGGACCCCAGGAAGAGCUAAUGGGGAUCCUAAUAAAUACUAAUGAUAGCAUUAGCAAAAGCUCAUUCUGCUGACCACUAUUUGAAGUGAAUGGCUAAAUGCCUCUACGUUGGUUAUUUAUGAUUCCAGUUCGAUAGAUGUGUUCUAUUUUGCUGUAACAGAUUUGUUUUAACACAGUAAAGCAGACAUCCUACAGUUGUCCUGUUUUCUGAUGUUUACCAGGGUUUUUUCUGCAGAACGGAGGACGACUUUGAUGACUGGUGUAUGCGCAUCCGUAAGGUACGUUACACUGUUUCUUCUCUAUGCGGUACAAAUACUGAGGUUAAAGAAAAAAAUCCACCCAAAACCACUCAUUCCUUUACUUUACAUUUUUAAAUAACACUAUGUGAGGACAAUAUGUUUUGUGAACAAAUGUUUCAUUUUGGCAUUAUAAUAAGGUUGGUAGCAACAUGGAAAAUCGUUGUGGAAAUCUGUUGCAGCUCAAGUCGACUACAAAAUCCACAAUGCAAUGCUCUCUCUAUGGGCUGGCUAGCUAGCUAGCAACCGUAGCUACACACAAUAAUACCAAAGACAUUUUACAUUUUAGUCAUUUAGCAGACGCUCUUAUCCAGAGCGACUUACAGUUAGUGAAUACAUAUUUUUUUAUACUGGCCCCCCGUGGGAAUCGAACCCACAACCCUGGCGUUGCAAACGCCAUGCUCUACCAACUGAGCUACAUCCCUGCCGGCCAUUCCCUCCCCUACCCUGGACGACGCUGGGCCAAUUGUGCGCCGCCCAUGAGUCUCCCGGUCGCGGCCGGCUGCGACAGAGCCUGGAUUCGAACCAGGAUCUCUAGUGGCACAGUUAGCACUGCGAUGCAGUGCCUUAGACCACUGCGCCACUCAGGAGACAAGACAAUAUCAGCAUGUAAAGUAGCUAGUUAGCUGAAAAUCGCCUAAACAAACUACACUGUCAAUUUGGUCUACAAGCUCACCAUGUUCAACCUGCAGAUCGAUGUGCCUGGAAAACCUUGCCUAUGCUACGUCAAUGGGCCGUGCGGUGCAUUCUGGCCGAUUCUGGGACAAGGAGUGAAUGGGAGUCAAUUGGGAGCUAGCAAAACAUUUUUUUUUUAAAGCACGAAUUUCAUCAACAAGAAGUACAACAUUACAAAUCUUUAAAUAUUGCAAAAAAAAUGAUCAAUGGCUCAUUCGAGAGAAGACAUUCUGCCGAGUUAUGACAUCGGCCAGUAUUGAAAUCUGACAUGUUAUGAUAGACGUUUUCACGAUCUUAAAGUCGUAUUCCCGAUCUUAAAGUCGUAUUUCCAUUUAACUUCCAGUGUCAUGAGAGCGACUUUAUCACAGUGCUACGUCAUACUGGCCAGAUUGACUCUGCACCGGUACCCCCCUGUAUAUAUAGCCUCCCUACUGUUAUUUUAUUUUACUUCUGCUCUUUUUUUCUCAACACUUUUUUUGUUGUUGUUUUUUUUUUACUUUUUUUUGUUAAAAAUAAAUGCACUGUUGGUUAAGGGCUUGUAAGUAAGCAUUUCACUGUAAUGUCUGCACCUGUUGUAUUCGGCGCAUGUGACCAAUUUGAUUUGAUUUCCGCAUGCUUAAACGCCAAUAACUCAGAUAAACAUGAAAUGACAGAACAUCACUCAGAUGCAUAAAAACAAUAUAAUAUAAAAAAAAUGUGUGAACCUUUCCUUUUUAAGAAUUCACCUUGACACACAACUGAACUUCUGAUCCGUUAGGAGUUAGUCCCUAUUCCUCUGGACCCCAGGAAGACUAGUGGUUUCUAAGGCGUCAGCUAACGGGGAUCUAAAUAAAGAAUGUGGUAGUUCUGCUGUGCUUCAGUUAGCCAGGCCCUUCGAGCAUUGGGUCCUAUGGUGCUGAGUGUACUGACUGUCCUGUCCCCCAGGUGUCCCACACUAGAGGAGGCCUGCCCAUGUUUGAGCUAGUAGACCGUCAACCAUCACACUUCGCCUCCUCUGUAGACGUGCUCAACCUCACGACUGGUAAAUAUCAAACACUUCUGUCUACAGUCUCUUGACCUGUGGGGGUUUUCGGGGGAAAGGGAUAUUGUGAUUUAUUUCUCUUUACAGAUGAGGCUGGGAUUCAGUCAGAGGUGCGUUGUGGACAUUGCACUACCGACAAAACGCCUUUUAAAGGCAAUUUCCCUGACGUUCGCAGAGAUCGCAUUCACGGUAAAAAAAAAAAAACUGCAGACGUUGGCUCAAGUGGACGUUACAUUUAAAUGUCGAGAGCUGUGUGCUAAACUACAACUCACCUUUGCUUGAAUCCUGAAUCUGGAUCUGUGAUGUGAUUUUAAUUAUGUUGAGGACAAGAUAAUGUGAUCUAUCUUUACAGACUAUACACGUGUUAAGACAUUGAUGUGAUAAUGUUGCUAAAUACUAAUUUCUCACUCCCUCUCCCCUGUAGAUUUCUCAGAUAGGUUGGAGCGGUUCUUUGAUUCUGAGGAUGAAGAGUUUGAGAUCCUGUCCCUGUGA